This is a messenger RNA of Clarias gariepinus (North African catfish), 1586 nucleotides long. RefSeq names its product BAF chromatin remodeling complex subunit BCL7B b (gene bcl7bb). Bases 83 to 661 code for a protein of 192 amino acids. NCBI's taxonomy places the organism in Eukaryota, Metazoa, Chordata, Actinopteri, Siluriformes, Clariidae. The record is from RefSeq and is a predicted model, not a curated record. The transcript has 6 exons.
UACGGAGCGGCCAAAGCGCAGGCAGCAGAGGGGAGCAGGAAAAGAGAGGCAUCUGAACAAACUCAGAUAAUAACUCAUCAAAAUGUCCGGACGGUCAGUACGAGCGGAAACGCGAAGCCGUGCAAAAGAUGAUAUCAAAAAAGUCAUGGCGGCGAUCGAACGGGUCCGCAGAUGGGAGAAAAAGUGGGUAACAGUGGGUGACACAUCCCUACGGAUCUUCAAGUGGGUUCCUGUAUCAGAGACGAAGCAGAUAUUUAAAGCCAAAGGCCCAGGAGGGACCACAAGGGAACUCAAGGGCUUUCCUACUGACGUGGUGCUAGAAAAUGCUCGCUCGGUCCUACUGGAUUUUCAGGAUGACAAUAGUAACCAGAGUUUCUUGUCGGAUGCCUAUCAGUCAAAUAACAAAGUGGACAGCAGCAGUAACUCUAGUCCACAGCAUGCCAGUGGGGCAGUGAGCCCUACUCACACUCCCUACUUCCGUACAGAAGACUCGCAGCCACCCACUCUGGGACAGGAGACCAUGGAGGAGCCAUCAAUGACCAGCAGUGAAGUCACUGAUGAACCUCCAACUCUAAUAAAAGAGGAUUUGCUGCCUCUGUCUGCUCAGGAGGAUGAAGACGUGGCGGGUGCUCCAGCUUUGAAAAGAGUUUGUACAGAAUAAAAGGCUUUUAUUAAAAGCCAAGUUUUAGCAUCGCCACAUCAUGAUCAACACCGCUCACCAGGACACGUGGGACUGAAAUGAGCAGCCAUGUUGUGGACUGAGCGUUUGUCUGCUACAUUCAAGUUUCAUAAAGAAAGAAUGAUGUCACUUCCCCAGAACUGAUUCCUAAAAUUAGCAAGUGAUUAACAAAAGAAACAACUCCUGAUCUCUAGCAAAGCUCUACAAACGGACUAAAAAGGCACAAAGUAUACAAAUGGUUGAAAUUUCAUUUAGAUUUCUUUUCCCCAAAGUUUUUAUGUAUUUUUACCGUGAGGUAUUUACUUGAAGACAAAUCUAUAAGUAUUAUAUUUGCUGUAAAUAAGUCAAUGUGGGAAAGAACACUAUAAAAGUUUAGUGUGUCAUGGGAUAGUGUAGGUACACUUUAGGACGUUUACGUAUCAACUCAUUUGUAUUGCAUUUUAAGCUGUUCUAAGUUUGUGUAGAAUAUUUGCUUUCACUUUCAUUGCAUGUGUUGCUUUAUCAUCCUUUGUUUUAUUGCAUGCAGCAAGAACUAGUGGUUUAGACGGUUUACCAAAUGGGAUUUAUUUGUUAACAGGCUAAAUUUAGUGAAGGUUAGGAACAGCAAAGACAUUUUGGACUCAGCUCAGGUAUCUUAAGGUGAAACUGUAAAUUGAUCUUUGAAAAUCUGAAAGAAACUGAUAUGAGAAUCUAGCAAAAAAAUGUAAUAUACUGUGCCGGGGGAUGAUGAAGCUAUUUUCAGUACAGCAGUUUUAGCAAUUCCCUUUUUUUCAUACUUGCACUGCAGAUAUGAAGGUCUUUACAUUUACAAACAGUCUAUGAAGAUUUCUUUAUAGAAAAAAAAUCUAUACAAAGAUGAAAUAUGUGAAAGUUAUGAGAAUGAACCUAAUACAGUAUGUAUUCACAA